AUGCGCAAAAUUAUUAUCCCCAGUUAGACACUAUUGGAUACUAUGAGCGGUGGUGUCUACGGUGGUGAUGAGGUCGGCGCCAUUAUUUUUGACGUCGGACAUCAGAGUCUUCGAGUUGGAUAUGGUGGUGAAGAUAGUCCGAAAGCUGAAAUUCCAACGAGUCUUGGGGUAUGGGAGGACGCCCACGACAAUGUUGAUUCAACUCAAUCAGCCAAAAAACGAUACAACAUCGAUGUUACCGCAAUUCAAGUGCGACGAAAAGACAUGGAGAUAGUUAAUAUGAUGAAGGAUGGAAUGAUUGACGAUUGGGAUAUGUUUGAACGCUUAGCUGAAUAUACAUACAAGCAAAGACUCCACGCCUUACCUGAACAUCAUCCGAUACUUAUGUCUGAAAGUCCUUGGAAUACUCAAGCGAAGCGAGAGAAACUUUUAGAGCUUAUGUUUGAAAAGUUCAACGUUCCAGCAAUGUAUAUUUGCAAAAACGCCGUCCUUGCUGCUUAUGCAAAUGGAAGAUCCACUGCGAUGGUAGUAGACAGUGGAGCAACACAUACAAGUGCUGUACCUGUUCAUGAUGGAUAUGUUAUUACCCAAGGUAUCGUAAAAAGUCCUCUUGGUGGAGAUUUCAUUACAAUGCAAUGCAGACAAUACUUUGAAGAAAAAAAUAUUGAACUCGUACCAGCUUGUAUGGUGGCUAGCAAAGAUGUUGUCCGAGAAAGAGAUCCUCCGCGUUGGACCAAAAAACCAGGACCUCAGCCAACCACUUCAUGGCUCAAUUAUAUGGUUCGAGAGGUUCUCCAAGAUUUCCAAAUGAAUUGCUUACAAGUCUCAGAUUCUCCAUAUGAUGAAGAUGUAGCCAAUUCUUUACCUCUAAAACAUUUUGAAUUUCCAACUGGAUAUAAUGAUGACUUUAGUUCAGUUAGACUGAUGAUUCCUGAAGCUUUGUUUGAUCCAAGCAAUGUUAAAGGUGUUGGAGCUAGUAUUCUUGGUGUAGGUCCAUUAGUUACCACUAGUGUGGGAAUGUGUGAUAUGGAUAUAAGGCCUAGUUUGUAUGGAAGUGUAGUUGUCACAGGCGGAAACACAUGUCUUCAAGGUUUUAGUGAUCGACUAAAUAGAGAUUUAGCCAGUAAAACACCACCGAGUAUGAGGCUGAAAAUAAUCAGUGCCAAUAGUCCAAGUGAACGUCGUUUUGGAGCGUGGAUUGGUGGCUCAAUACUAAGCUCUUUAGGAUCAUUCCAACAAAUGUGGCUCUCUCGUCAAGAAUAUGAAGAAUCGGGUAAAGUCAUACUUGAUAAAUGUAAUUAAUUAUCAACAAAAAAAAACCUCAAACGUAAUUUUAAAUUUUAUCGACAAUGAACAUGAUGAUCUCAUCGUUAAU
Molecule: messenger RNA, 1375 nt
Organism: Chelonus insularis
Lineage: Eukaryota; Metazoa; Arthropoda; Insecta; Hymenoptera; Braconidae
Product: actin-like protein 6B
Exons: 6
Biological process (GO): regulation of transcription by RNA polymerase II; nervous system development; chromatin remodeling
Cellular component (GO): SWI/SNF complex; NuA4 histone acetyltransferase complex
Molecular function (GO): chromatin binding
Source: RefSeq, a predicted model, not a curated record